CCUCGACUCAGGGAAGGGUCCUCCAGCAAUUUGACGGUAGACUUAAACCAGUAUCAAACAAGAAGUCUGAUAAAAAAUGCACGGCAACGUUUACAAGGUAAAACAAGCAUAAUUAUCUUUGUCUCCUUCAUGAACGUAACUUAGGCAUAACACUACAUUGACUGAUUUACGAACCUAAGCCUUUCCUUUUUCGUUCCUUCGGGUAUGAUUUGUGUCAUUGCUUUCUUUCUGGCUUAUCUACAGGUUGUAUUCGUUAUUUUCUUGGUGGCUGUACCCUUGUCGCACUGUAACACAUUACGAAACGCAUUCACGGAAGAGGAUUUAACUCCCAUGAUAGAAAAUCUCAAAUGGGAAGACAAAGAGGAGCAAACAGCCAUGGCAGAUUACUUCCACCAAAAGAGUUCCGAUGUACAGAAACGCAACAAUGCACUCUCAUGCGAAUGCAAAAAACGUAUUCACGAGACACUG
This is a messenger RNA of Pocillopora meandrina, 468 nucleotides long. The record is from the annotation of a GenBank genome assembly. Lineage: Eukaryota; Metazoa; Cnidaria; Anthozoa; Scleractinia; Pocilloporidae.